Messenger RNA from Salvelinus namaycush (lake trout), 456 nucleotides. RefSeq names its product transmembrane protein 42-like. Lineage: Eukaryota; Metazoa; Chordata; Actinopteri; Salmoniformes; Salmonidae. Bases 1 to 456 code for a protein of 151 amino acids. The transcript has 3 exons. The record is from RefSeq and is a predicted model, not a curated record.
AUGUUCCCCGGCGUUUUCUAUGCGCUCCUGGCGGGGUUUCUCGGGGCUGUCGCAUCUUCAUCUGCAAAGCUGUCACUUGGAGCCGAUUACCUUAAAGGUGUAUGUGAAACGGGGCUACGAACAUGGGGAGAGCAGCGGAAAUUUAGACAACCGGACGAAACUACCGCUUGUGACUGGCUACACAUCCCCCUGAGGCUUCUUUGUGGGGGGCUGCUCUUCACCUGUAAUGCUGUGAUGUGGACAUUCCUUGCUAAGGCUCUCAGGCACUCUUCCUCCUCCAUCCGAACCACUGUGACCACCACCGCUUCCAACUUCAUAUCUUCCGCCUUUUUGGGGCAGCUUAUCUUCGGGGAGACCCAGAUUGCGUUGUGGUGGGUGGGAAUCUCCCUCACGUUCUCUGGCCUCCUGGUGCUUCAGAGGGCGGCCCCCAACGACCGAGCCAGGAAGGACGAAUGA